GCGAGAAAAUAUAAAAUGGCGAACGAAGUCAGGAUGGCUACUUCAUUGAAGGAUUUAACGAACGAGGUUGACAAGGAAAACAACACGCCGGACGUAAAAAUGAAGAAUGUACUCAAACUUGGAGGUAAAUCGUUGCAGUCGCCAUUUAGUACACCAGGCAGUGGUAAGCACAAACCAUUUAAAAUUCUGACUGACGAUGAGAUUGCUAUUAUAAACUCUAAAAAAUCUGGCAGUGGCAGUGGAAAAAAACCCAAAACUGCUAAAAGGCGAAGUCUUGCAACGCUUCAGCAAUCUGCCCAAGGAAAGGGCACUCUUGUUGGCCAAAAUCGGGAUACAUUUAGUAUAAAAGAAGCAUUUUCACGAAAAGGUUUUAAAAAAUUAGAGGAACCUUUGCAUAAAAACAGAGUAUCUGAAUCUUCAAGUGAGGGCACAGAUGUGGAAAAAGAUUUGGUUGAAGAUGCGAUUACCCUAAUGAAAGCAACAGAAACAGUAAAUGACAGCUACUGGAAAACUAUUGCCGAGGAACGUAGACUUGCGUUAGAAGAGACACUGAAUGAGAAUGACAAGUUAUAUGAUGAAAUAGAUGCCCUAAAAGAAGAGAACGAGAAAUUAAAAAAAGAACUAAAUGAGGCUGAAUACUUCAAGAUUUUAUAUAACAACUUACUAGAAGCUAGCAGCCCGCCUUCUGAAAAGGAAUAGCUGGCAGGUGCACAUGUGUAUUCUGAAAAGAAGGAUUUGUGUUUAUAUAUAAUUUAGUGCUAAUUUAUUUAUGUAUAUAUUAUAUGCAGCUUUUGUGUGUGGCUUUUGUGUGUGACAAAAUUUUAAACUUGCAAAUCAACAUUUUCCACUUGAAUUUACCAAGUUUUUAUGUUUAA
This is a messenger RNA of Hydractinia symbiolongicarpus, 875 nucleotides long. RefSeq names its product geminin-like. Gene Ontology annotation, biological process: regulation of DNA replication. The record is from RefSeq and is a predicted model, not a curated record. The transcript has a single exon. The coding region runs from base 16 to 699 and encodes 227 amino acids. NCBI's taxonomy places the organism in Eukaryota, Metazoa, Cnidaria, Hydrozoa, Anthoathecata, Hydractiniidae.